AUGGCCGACAUCACAGACCAGCACGACCAGACCUCCCCUCACGACAUUGAUGAUGCAAACUCGGUCGGCAACGGUGCUGCCGCCGAGUCGAGAGGCGUAAAGCGCCAGCGUCCGACGCCCGGCGACGAUGACGACGAUGAUGACGAAAAGGGCGGCCGUGAGCGCCGCAAGAUUGAGAUCAAAUUCAUCUCGGACAAGUCUCGCCGCCACAUUACCUUUUCCAAGCGCAAGGCCGGUAUUAUGAAGAAGGCUUACGAAUUGUCCGUCUUGACCGGCACUCAAGUGCUCCUCCUCGUCGUCUCCGAAACUGGUCUCGUCUAUACCUUCACAACGCCGAAGCUUCAGCCCCUUGUGACUAAGGCAGAGGGAAAGAACCUUAUUCAGGCUUGUCUGAACGCGCCUGAACCGGCAGCUGGCGGCGAAAACGGCGUCGACGGCGGCGAAGGCGGCGAUUCGCCUGAAGAGUCCGGCUCCCACAUUCCCCCUCCCGCGAGCCGGCCGGGCAUGCCCCCGAACCCACACAUGCCUGGUAACUAUAUGCCCAACAUGCCGCUCGAUCCCCAACAAGCCAUGGCCUACCAAAAUUAUGUGCAGCGCAACCAAGCCUAUGGCUCAGGCAUGCCCCAACAGCCUGGUAUGGCUCCCAGCGGCCACCACCAGCCUUAA
Cordyceps fumosorosea ARSEF 2679 is the source of this 666-nucleotide messenger RNA. Its product is annotated as MADS box transcription factor Mcm1. The transcript is spliced from 3 exons. NCBI's taxonomy places the organism in Eukaryota, Fungi, Ascomycota, Sordariomycetes, Hypocreales, Cordycipitaceae. The record is from RefSeq and is a predicted model, not a curated record. Gene Ontology annotation, biological process: positive regulation of transcription by RNA polymerase II. Gene Ontology annotation, molecular function: protein dimerization activity; RNA polymerase II cis-regulatory region sequence-specific DNA binding; DNA-binding transcription factor activity, RNA polymerase II-specific. Bases 1 to 666 code for a protein of 221 amino acids.